Erpetoichthys calabaricus (reedfish) is the source of this 1023-nucleotide messenger RNA. RefSeq names its product testisin-like. Gene Ontology annotation, molecular function: serine-type endopeptidase activity. The transcript is spliced from 2 exons. Bases 299 to 799 code for a protein of 166 amino acids. Gene Ontology annotation, biological process: proteolysis. Lineage: Eukaryota; Metazoa; Chordata; Cladistia; Polypteriformes; Polypteridae. The record is from RefSeq and is a predicted model, not a curated record.
CUCAUUUUAAUUUCAUGGUGCGUGGUGGGGACUGCCAUGGAGGUCCUAUCACAGUAGACAGCAUGCCACCGCACCCACCACACAAAACACCACCUCAAGAUCCCAAAUUAGGACCCGGGUGACAGCUUGGUACCACCCUAGUUCGGGGCCAAUGUGACUUGAAAACUACAGCCCUGUGUAAUGGUGGCAUGGACCACCCUGACUGAGCUGAGUGAUUGGCUAGCAGACCCUCAUAUUCUUGCACACAUUGGAUGAGGGUGCCCGCGAUUCUCAGGGUCAGAGGGGUUAUGCCAUUUUGAUGCCCACACCUGUAGUUUAUCUAUUUUUUCUUCUUUUUCAAGUAAUCCUUCCAAGUCCUGGCACUCUGCAGCAAGUUCAGGUCGGCAUCAUCCCCAGCUCGGUGUGUAACUUCUUCUAUUUAAACUUAACUGGCACCAGAAUCUUAAACGACAUGAUGUGCGCUGGAUACCUCUUGGGAUGGAAGGACGCCUGCAGGGGUGACUCUGGAGGUCCCCUCGUCUGCAGCACUGUCAACGGCUCCUGGGUCCAGGUUGGCAUAGUCAGUUGGGGGUUUGGAUGUGCCCGGUUCUGGUUCCCAGGAGUUUACGCUCGUGUCGCAUUCUAUCUCAAGUGGAUCGAGGAGGAGACGAGUUCAAGUGUUCGGCUGCAAGUGAUGCCCAAGGAUCUGAUGAACACGGUCCUGCUCUUCUUCGACUCGAGGCCUAAGGCUGGAUUCUGGGAGGCCAUCGCCUACAUACUAAUGAGCCUUUUGCUAAUGAGACUUUUAGGCCUUAUCUAGUAGUGAUGAGGAAUGGAGAACAUGACGAGCCAAUCUGUGGUAUUGAGAACCUAAGAUUUGAAUUUCUGUACUGUCAUUUUUGGACCAGCAGCCAGAGCGCCAGACAUUUUCCUGGGACCUAAAACAAAAACAAAAUACAACAGCAGGCAUUUCAUGGUGAGCUGAAUAAAGGGGUGUGUCGUAAAUGUAGUGAAACCCCCCCAUAAAUUGGCCACCAGGUCACA